Molecule: messenger RNA, 2469 nt
Organism: Thlaspi arvense
Lineage: Eukaryota; Viridiplantae; Streptophyta; Magnoliopsida; Brassicales; Brassicaceae
Source: the annotation of a GenBank genome assembly
UGUGUAUAUACUCUGUGAUUUAUGAUCUUCAAAUCUGAAUAUUUAAAAAAUGUUUCUGUACAUUCUCUGUUGACAUGAAUUCUCAUUUUUAACUGUACUUCGUUGACCCCUCCCUCCCAAAAAGUUAAUGUGGUAACAAAGCAAAUAUAUUUUCGCCGGAAAAAGAUUAGACAUUGCAUUUUUUUGUAAAACACUCUCGCCGGCGGAUUCCGAAAGGAAAACAAUCGUCGUUUUCGUUUUCUGUUUACUCAGAAAUUCCGGCGGAGUAAGCGGAUAACGAUUGUUCCAUGGAGCCCACUUCAUCUUCUUCUUCUCUUAGAUGGAAGAUCCUUCGCCAAGCGCUUCUCCGUAGAUCUGAUUCUCAAUCUCAAGCUGGGAUCAAGCGGGUUUCAAGGAAGGCAACUCAAGGAUUCAACUUGAUUCCGUGUCAGGUGGUGGACUCUUCUCCGGGAUCGGAAAAUUCUCGGGAAGCAUGCGUUUGCUACACAAUUCCCACUCCUGGUUCUCCGAAACUCUACCUCACACAGAGAGUAGAUAAUUGCAGUGAUCUCAAUGACUUCGAGAUAUCUAAUCGACACAACAUCGAUAACACAGGACUUGUCUGUCAGUGGCCCUCGGAAGAUGUUCUAGCAAACUUUUGCAAGUCUCAGCCAGAUCGUUUCAGAGGUAAAAGAGUAAUUGAGCUUGGUUCGGGGUAUGGAUUAGCCGGUUUGGUUAUUGCAGCUGCCACCGAGGCAUCAGAAGUAGUAAUCUCAGAUGGGAAUCCUCAAGUAGUCAAUUAUACUAAGCGUAACAUAGAAUCCAACUCCAUGGCAUUUGGCGACACGAGCGUGAAAGCUAUGGAGUUGCACUGGAAUCAGCAUGAACUUUCAGAGUUAACCAACACUUUUGACGUCAUAGUUGCGAGCGAUUGUACCUUUUUCAAGGAAUUUCAUAAGCAGCUUGCAAGUGUCACCAAGGUGCUGCUUAAAGCCAAGGAACCCUCUGAGGCAUUAUUCUUCAGUCCCAAAAGAGGCGACUCUUUAGACAAGUUCUUGAAGGAGAUUGAAGACAUUGGUUUACACUACGUCUUAACCGAAAACUACGAUUCACAAGUUUGGAAGUGCCAUGAGACGCUUGUGACAGGAGACGAAUCGUGGCCUAACUAUGACAAGAACCACUGCUACCCUUUACUUAUUCAAAUUACAAAUCAUAAUUAGUCAAAGACUAUCUCAUAAACGCAGAAACCAAAGCUACAAGCUGAUCCAGCAGACAAUCAAUGUUACAGGAAGCAGAAUCGCAUAAUGGAGAAGAAAAGAAGCUGUGUUUCUUGUCGAUUCCCCAAUGGCCAUAUCCGCAAGAUAGGAAUUCGCAAAAGACUCUUCUUCCAUCGCUUGUUGCGUCUCUGUACUAGACUCAGUUCCAGGACCAGUUACAUCUCCUGUCUCUUCAGGAGGUGGCUCUCUCGAAGACUUCAAACUGUUCCACACGAUACAAAAACAAAUAAAUCGAAGCUUUGAUCUUUGUGAACGAAACUCUUGUAUUUGUUAACUGUCUUGACUAAUUUCAUUUUUCCUCACCUGGACAAGUUUGGACAGAAAGUGAUGGUGUAAUCAGCAUCACUACAAGUGAAAGUGCUUGUGGCAUCAUCGUACGCGUAACUGUACGAUUUAGGACAAGCUGAUUUAAAGACCUGAGAGUACAUCGAUGGCUUGCAGGUAUCGGGUGAACCAUAUGCGCCGCUGCAGCAAUACUCCGGUGUUCCGAAUGCCUCGCAGGCGCUUCUGCAAGCCAAACCGUUCUUGGCUUUUAGCUCCAUCGGGCAAUUCCGGUUUAAGUCCGAGACGCAUCCCGUGGUGGCGCAGGAACCGGAACCCUCCACGAUCAUGGGGAGGUUAUAGCCAUCAACAAGGCUGACGUCAUAAAAGUCUUGAGACCCAGAAAUGCCGAGAGUGAACUCGGCUAGUGUGGCUGGAGGUUCAGCGCCGGAUCCGUUGCAUUCCAUCUCUCCGGAGCCGCAAUCUCCAGUAGAGCAGCUCGUGGUGCUACUAGAGCCAUCGAAGUUGCAGCCGGUACGGCCCCAGAAGCGACCGGACCAACCUGUGGGUGCUCGGAAAGUGCGAGAGGUUUCUUUGGAGAGCUCAAACCCUGUGGUGUCGAGUUUGGGGCUACCUGCGCCGGAUAAAAUGCCCGGCCAUACUGUGAAAUCGCAUUUGUUAACUAGCGUGAACGUCGUACACUUGACACCUUUAGUCUGGUAGCAACAAGAGGAGAAAUCCAAGAACAGAGACGUAAGGUGGGUGAUGGAGACGGAACAGAGCCAUGAAUUGGUGUGAGAGAGAGUGAGAGAGAGAGAGAAUCUUUUACUAUAAGGUCGAAGUUUAUUUUUCCUCUACAACUGAUACUACUUUGAUGUUUUUAUAUGUAAAAUGGGAAUUCGAUUGUGAAAGGUCGAUGAAUAAACAAAUACAGCAACUUUUUGAAAAGAAA